Trichoplusia ni (cabbage looper) is the source of this 4527-nucleotide messenger RNA. It is a transcript of the gene pns, whose product is annotated as DENN domain-containing protein 5B. Gene Ontology annotation, molecular function: guanyl-nucleotide exchange factor activity; small GTPase binding. The record is from RefSeq and is a predicted model, not a curated record. The transcript has 23 exons. Bases 416 to 4366 code for a protein of 1316 amino acids. NCBI's taxonomy places the organism in Eukaryota, Metazoa, Arthropoda, Insecta, Lepidoptera, Noctuidae.
AUGAAACUGAAUAACUGAAAACACUGUUCAAGAUCUCGUGAAAUAUUACAAGACAAGUGUGUCUUGCUAAAUUAUCAUAUUUGAUCUAAGUAUUUGAUCUAUGAGUGAACUAAAAGAAUGCAAAGGACACGAAUGAGAAGGGAGCGAGAGGCGGGGGAGACGGAGGUCGUCGUGUGUAUACUACUAUACUUUGGCAGCUGUCUGUGUGAUGUGAUGGCGUGAAUAGUUUUUCGUUUACAAUUUGUAUUUAUUUCAUUAUCAGUAAAAUUACACUCGGUAGUUAAUUAUGUGAAUAAAACAUACAAAUUGAAAACUGACGGGGCUAUAGUGCAAGUGUACAAUGCUAAGGCAAAACCUACACACAGAGACUGGAAGAGAAAGUGUCUCAAAUAGUAAAUAACGGGUCGAUAGAAAUAUGUCUGUCUCUGAUUUAUCUGUUGGAUGUCGAUUUGCCGAUUACUUUGCUAUAUGUGGCCUCGACUUUGACUCUGGAUUGGAGCCCGAUAGACUAUGCGGUGACAAUUUACAUGUUUCUCCUUUGGACCGUGCCUACAAAGGAAAAAUUCUAGCUCAUUACCCCGACAAUAUAUCAAGCAACCCAUUUGAUGAACAUGCAGUGUGUAUGCUUUGUCUGCCAGCUGGCCUUCAGUUUAGAACACAGAAACAUUCAUUAGAACCCAAGUUUCAUAGUUUUGUUGUGACAAGAGAAAAUGCAUCCAGAUAUUAUGGAUUCAGUCUUAUAUUUUAUGAAGAAGUUAGGAACAGGAAUAUCUGCAGUGCCAUGCAUACAUUACAGGCAAUGUAUAUCACAGAACUGUCUAGUGGCCAGACCCCUCCUGGUCACCGGAAAUCCUCAGGGAAAGAAAGUUCUAGAUCACUUCCUCGAUCAUUCAAACUCACUCCCCAUACAGGUGCUGCACUGACAUAUUACGAUAUAGCCAAAGAUAAACUGUAUGUAGCCAAAAGUAUAGCUCUUAUAUGUCAGUAUCCAUAUGUGAGAGUUGCACAGUUGUUUUUAGAAAAUUUAUUCAGAUCUCUUCCAAGACAGCCCGGUCCUGGAUUAAGUCCUGAGUCUUAUGUAUACAAUUUACUGUAUGAAGUCCCUGUACCACUGCCUGGUCAAGCUUUACGACUCUAUGUGCCUCCUUCGGAACCACACUUGGAUCCAAUACCUGUUGUGAUAAGAAUGCCAAAUCUACCUGAUGAGUUACCUCUUUUGGAUUAUUCACUCCGGGUCAUGUUUUCAACCCUCGGGGUUGAAUGUGUUGUGCAGCUAUUUACAUGUGUUCUCUUGGAACACCAAGUUUUACUGAGGUCUAGUGAUUACAACAAACUGAUGCUAGUGGCUGAAUGCAUAGUGUCUCUGCUGCUCCCAUUCACGUGGGCUCACGUCUACGUGCCGAUCCUGCCGGCGCCCCUGUACCACUUCCUCGACGCGCCAGUGCCAUUUGUCAUGGGUCUUCAUGCGGACAGUGGAGCUAUGAACAUGGGACCAAAUGGUCCUCGAAGCAUCGCACUUGGUUCUGAAGCAGCUUUAUGUUUAGUUGAUAUUGACAAACCAGAUAUACAACUCCCUGAAGAAUUACCGAUAUUCCCCCAUAGGACACCAUUCAUUGAAGAAUUGAAUCAUGUAUUGGAUAAACAUCAGGUACAAAGACCUGAAACAGAGCCCACCAAACUCGGAGUUCCUUUGAAUGGUACAUCAUACAAGCAUGUCAAUGACAGCAUGAGUAGCAGUUGUACUUUACCUUCAGGUGGCCUCCGAAGGAAGCAUUCAUUCCAUGACGUGUUGGAGUGGGAGGAGAGCCGGCCGCUGAACGCGUCGCCGCCCGCCUCGCCGACACGCCGCGCGCCGCUGCGACUCGAUGCCCUGCAGCGGAUUGUGGAUAUCGUCAAACGUAGCGGUGUGAACAUAGACGAUGUAGACGCGGAAACAGUGAUGCCAACAACGAAAAAGAAAAUAUUGAACGACGAGGAUCAAUACAACGAAGAUAUGAGGUUCAAUGCUGCCAUCAGAGAAACGUUCCUGAAUAGAUUUGUUCAUAUCUUCCUUAUGUAUGAGAAUUUCGUCAUCAUGCCCGAUCAGGACCGUGACUCAUGGCUAUCAAACCGGGAGUCGAUGGUGAAUUUCGAUAAAUCGUCGUUCUUAUCAGAUCAACCACAACGCCACCGGGAGUUCCUCUCGCGUUUCCUUGAAACACAAAUGUUUGCCACACUGAUCGACAACAAGAUAAUGGCAAAUUGGGGUGAAUAUGAUGCCAAUUUACAAGUGUUCGAACACAGAAUUAAAGCUGUCAGGCGGCGCAUCGGCGAGGGCGGGCUGACGCGCGGCUACAGCGUGUGGGCGGGCGCGGGCGCGGCGGCGGCGGGCGUGGAGCUGGAGGUGGGCGCGCCGGGCGAGCGCCUGCCGCACCGCGCCGCCUACUACCGCGCCUUCCCCGCGCGCCUGGACGCCGCCGCGCUGGCGCGCCCGCCCGCGCCCGACGCCAGAACAAAUAGUUUAAAAAGGAUAAAAAAUGCUAAAUGGCAAGUGAAAGAUUGUCCACCAGAGCUUUUGUUGGGCGAUAUUAGUCGAAGGCUGUCAACCGAAGUUACGCCAGCGGCCAUCGCUCAGAACAAUAGAACGUUCGUUGAGAAACUUCUCAAGGAGUGUAAAAGCAAAACUAAAAGAAUGUUGCUAGAGAAAAUGGGUACGGAAGAGUCGGAUUUAGGAUUGGGGUCCGAAGUAUCUAUAACGGGUGUCGAAGAGAGUACUAUGAUCGCGUCACUAUGCGACCUCCUAGAAAGGCUCUGGUCCCAUGGCCUGCAGCAUAAAAUGGGCAAGUCUGCUCUUUGGAUGCACCUUACCAACUACCAAGAGUUGGAACAGUGCAGCAACUCUACUAAGCCUAUCGAUCCUAAUUAUCUCACACCAGAUCUGUCUUCUGUGGGAGCCGAAGUAGAAGCACACCAGAGCACCAGUUCGGGAAAUCGCUCCCGGGAUAGUUCCCGCGCCGGAUCCCGGGAUAGCUCGCGAGAUCGUCUCAGUAAUUCCGGGACACUGGAAAGAAAAUCAUCUCAACUUCCCAAUCCUUUGAGACCAUUGCCGGAAAGUUUGACUUUUGAUAUGAGAAACGUACAAGCAAUGACUGACAUCAAAACUGAAAUUGGUUAUGCUCGCGCUUGGGUACGUCUAUCUUUAGAAAAGAAGUUGUUAUCGAAGCAUUUACGUGAACUUCUAGCUGAUACGACGCUCUUACGUUCACAAUACAAGAGGACAGCGUUCCUUCGCUCUGAGGAGGAACGCGAACAGUUUCUUUAUCAUCUACUGACCUUGAAUGCUGUCGAUUACUGCUGUUUUACUAACACAUAUCCUACUACAAAACUGCCGUAUCGUGUUUACAUUGUACCAUCGCGGAAAGCCAGUCAGACUACGGCUAAUUGCUGGAUAUCGAUUUCUGGCGCAAAUGGCGAAUCCACGCCGAAAAUUCCAAUACCACGAAACACAAAUGAGUUCGUCUUCCACCAUAAAAAUCUGGGAAUUCUGUCGACACUGCGCAUUGGACAUGACAACUCUGGACUGUCACCACGUUGGUUACUUGAUCAAGUCUUCGUAAGGAAUGAAGUAACGGGACACACCUACACGUUCCCAUGUAACCGCUGGCUGGGCACGGGCGUAGACGACGGCUCUACGGAGCGUCUCCUCGUAGCAGCGCGCGUAGCCCGCGGGGCCACGCCCCGCACGCCGGCCGCGCCGCCCCCCGCCACGCCCACUACUACGCAUCUGUCAACCUCUACGAUACAGCACAUGAUCGGUGACUGCGUUAACGCUAUUGUGAAGUGGCACUACCAGUCGAAGCGAGACAAAGACGCUAAUUCUCUCAGCGUACUGCUUUGUGGCGAGAAUGGUCUUGUGAAAUGUUUAGAACAAGCAUUCUUAUGUGGAUUCAAAUCGGUGCGGUUGUUUGGAAAGAAUCUAUUCAUUUGGGAUUAUUUUGCUAAAGUAAAAGACGAAUUCAAAAUGAGCCUUUGCGACGAGCCAACAAGCCAGAACAACAAGAGCUGCGGCAUGGCAUACAACUGUAGACAAGAUCAGGAGCACAGGGCCAUAUGGCGAUGCUACUGCCAUCUCAUGGACGAAAUUAAUAGUGUGGGCCGCACUUUGGGCAAGGAUGGCAAAUUCCAACUCUUCAUAUGUCUUAGUUUGCGCGAACAUUGGCUCCACCGAAUGUUAGUCCCAAUGUCAAUGACGCGCGUCACCGUGGAGAUGUAUGAAGAACAAAGUUUCUUGCGCAAAAGAGGUUUGCUCACAUUCCUCAGACAAAUACUCGAGCCUCUGGAUGAAUUUGAUAUUGUACUCGAGAAUUCCCUCACUCAAGGCAUUUAAAUUUUAUCAUUUCAAUGUGUUUCUACCAGUUUAUAUUUUAAUGAACCAGCUAUGUAAACUUCUUAUGUCUAUUGAAUUGUAAAAGAGAAUACUCAGUUAUGUUUAUUUGAUAUUAGCAAUCAGGGUCUGAUUAUUUUGUAGUUUUAUUGUUAAGUUUUAAA